AUGGCUGAGGACGCCGCGGGCGCGAGCAUCCCCUGGAUCAGCGAGCCCGUGCCCGGGCUGGGCGGGCCGUUCUGCGCCAACGUGCAGGCGCUGCUCGCCCGGGUGGGCAAGGAGCAACGCAUACAGGGCGGCGCAUGGCGCGGGAGGGCGUGGACGGUGGCCCUGUGGGGGCCGCAGGGGGGGCCGCCGCUGCACGUGUACGAGGAGCGGUUCGAGGGCAGCGAGCGCGCCAGCUGCGAGCAAUGUCGCUGCAACGGCUGGCAGCACCACCCCCUCUCCGACCACAAGUACCACUUCAUCCUCCCCAGCCAGGCUCCCCGCCCGGACGCCCCGGUCCUGCCCAUCGACUGGACGGGCCGCGAGCCGGGCCCCCGGCCCCGCGGGCCGGCCCCCCUGGAGUCAAAGCACCACAUCCUGCACGGCGUGCUGCACCCCAACGGCUACGGCCACCUGCUGCGCAUCAACGGGCUGGAGGGCGGCUCGCGCGGGCGCACCGGCCGCGAGGUGAUGGCCUUCUGGGACGGCCUCUGCGGCGCGCUGCGCGUGCGCAGCGUGUCGAUCGAGGACGUCUCCAACCGGCGCGGCAUGCUGCUGCGCAUCCUGCACGCCGCGGGCCACCGGCGGACGUGGUACGGGGAGUGGGGGUACGCGUUCGGCCGGGCGGGGUACAACAUCCAGCAGGCGGACUGGCAGCGGGCGGUGGAGGAGGUGCACGGCUCGUCCCUGGCGGGGCUGCUGCAGGACUUCAGGGCGGGGGGGGUCGAUGAGAGGGUGGUGAGGAUCGUGGAGAGAUACAAGGGCGCCGGCGGAGACGAGGUGAAGACUCUGGGCGAGUGGCUGAAGCGGCUGAUGGCGUUCACCCACGACCCGGAGUGGGGCAGGCAGUUCCUGGCCAGGCACGGCGGAGGUCGGCGGGCGGGGCUGGAGCGGCAGAUCGCGCUGCCCGCCCUCGCUCGGGCCUUCCCGCAAGUCAGGGCGGCGCUGGAGAGGGCCGGGGCGCAGGUCGCGGAGCUGCUGGAGCAGGGUCCGGGCCCGGACGCGCCGGGGAGCGCCGCGCUGCUUGAGAGGCUCUGCCGCGGCGGGGAGGCGACGGGCAACGGCGCGUCCAAGCGCCUGCGCAGGGUGAAGAGGGAGCCCGAGGGGGGGGCAGCGCCUGCGACCAACGGCGCCAAGGGGGAGCCCGACCUGGAGUGCCAGGAGCCCCGCUUCAACGCGCCGCAUCAGAAGGGCGGAAGGAUCGGCGGCCAGAGUGUGAGAGCCCCGCGCAACAAGGGGGAUGCCGGUGACGUGAAUGGUUCGGACCGGGGGCCCAGUGGGAAAGCGGCCGGGCAGGUGAAAAGCGAUGGGCUGUGGAAGCGAUUGAAUGCGUGCCCUCGGAGCACGAGGUCCAGACGGAUGGGAUCUGGUGGGGUUGGGAAGAGUGCUUGCAAGGAUGCAGUGCAGGCAGAUUCGGAUUGCCCUGACAGAACACGGUCUGGGGGUGGUGCAAGAGCUGGGACAAGCAAGGAGACCCAAGGCGGCGGACAGCGCAAUGGGACAGCCAUGGAAGGGCAGACACACGGCUAUGAUGCUCACCUCCUGUCUGUCCUGCAAGCCCUUGGCAAACAGGGCGCCGAUGUUGCUGGCCAGGCGGCCUCCCUGCACGACACGGAGCUCUUAGCUGCAAUGCAGCACAUCAUCAAAGAGGGGGAGGGUAAGAUGGACGGAGAGGGCAAAGCAAACUCCGCAAAAGCAAGGCGUAGCGAGAGAGCAGGACGGCGGAUUCGGCUGGGACAAAAUGGGGCGGCGCUUGGUAGUCUGCCAACUGAGGUGACGGCAUCUAACCCUGACACCCGCAAGAACCGCAGCAACGCCAGGAAGGGGGUUACAGCUCCUCCAAGAGUAUCACACAAACGUAGGCAGCCCGGUGCUCCUGUGCUCGAUGGAACAACUCCAACCUGCAGUCAUGGGGAACACACUCAAGAUAACUUGUCCAGACUGGUCGCGGUGAAAACUGAGACCACAGGUUGUUCAGUGGUUAAAAGCGCAGUGAAUGGAAGGUUCAAGCAGAAACAGAAGCAGGCAGUGUCCUUCAAUGGAGCAUGCGAUGCGCCGACUGAUUUGGUGAAGCCACCUGUGAAGCCAUUCGAUCCUAAACUACUCCUCCAAGGGCCAAGGAACUGGUCAGCACACAAGCUUGUGGAGUUCUUGAGGAUUGUGCUGAGUGUUCUGCAGACGAUUGAAGGCCACUGGGUGAGGCUGCAGGAGCUCAGAGAACUUCUCUAUGCCACUGCACAUGACCGUGUGCUGGCGGACUGGGUCCUGGGGCGGCUUGCCAACACGACAUUUGCCAAUGGUUGUGUUGUGUACAAGACACACAGUGAGUGGAAAAGGAGGCACUUCUUUCUGUUUGAAACACUGAAGAACAAGAAGAGCAGGUCGAGGGCAGCCGAUGCCGAACCCUCCUGCCCAAUUGCCAAUGGCUCCAGGCCUCCCCACGACCAAGGCCUGGCAGCAUCCCGUUUUGACAAAUUCCUGUCAGAUGUGUUCAAGUGGCUGUGUGCCAAUCCCAAUGUCCAGGUGGGCAAGCCCACGGUGUCCAAGGACAGGCGCCUCUCUUCAGAGUCCAUUGAUCGUCAGGUGACAGAUGCUGAUGCAGAGGGCAUGUAUCGCAUCACGAGGUCCAGGACAGAGGGUGCAUUGACAAGGGAAUUGCGGCAGCUAGAACCGGAGAAGAGCCUGCUGGAGAACUUGGCAACUGCAAGGGCACGGGAGCGGAGGAAAAGACCCGGUCCUGGGGAUCAUGGGUACUCACGGCCGGCGAAGAAGUCCAGGGGCUUGUCGGGCCACAAGUUGGGGCACUCCCCCAGCAACAGUUUGGUGCGGUUGGUGGCAAGGAUUCAGCAAGCGCUGGACAUGCCAGAUAUCCCAUGGCUGCAUGGGCCCCGGACUGCUGUGGAACCCUUCCUCGAUGCCCUGGAACGACGGGGCGCCAUCCCUGGGGCUGAGCCUGUGUUGAACCCUUCGGUUGAGGCAAAAGGCAGACUGCCCACACUGAAGGACCAACAAAUGGCAGACCUCAUAUAUGUGUACCAAAAUGUCUUAGAAUCGUACAUGCCACUCUAUUUUCAGAACGGAAAGUUCUCUCCUGAAGCCACACUGGAGAGCGCAUCAAAGCUGUGUCUGGCCAAGUUGCCUGAUGCUGUCCAGAUACUUGUGGACACAAAGCUGUUUGUGAAGGAGUACGAGAACGGUCCUAGAUUAGUCUUGCCCAGGAAACCUGGCGAGCCCAGGCUGGUGCAGUUGAUGUGUGAGGUGGACCUGGUGCCCCGGCUCCCAAGUGGCUACAAGGACAGGUUUGGCUCUGGCAAGGCUGUCAAGUUACCUUCCUUCUUCAAGCGGAAGCCUCCUGCCAUGGCCGUUUACGUGCCGGAGCGGUGUGACAUAGAAGAGGCCAAGCGCCGCAUACAGGCUGCCUUCAAGGAGACAUACCUGAUGUUCAAGGACUGGUCUGUAGUGCACAUCCAGGGCCUGAGAUUCGGGGGUAGAAAGAGCCGGCUGAUGCCUGUGGACGAGGGGGCUGUGGUAAAGGUGAAGGGCAAGGAUAUACACAACGAACCUGAGCUCCGACAUGCAGGGGGAAUCGAAGACUGGGAGGUGUCGUGCAGGUGUGGAACGGAGGACGAUGAUGGUGAGAGAAUGGUGGCGUGCGAUCGGUGUGGUGUCUGGAUGCACGUCCGUUGUGCUGGUUUCCGAAGUGAGGAUGAAAUCCCUGAACUGUUCGAGUGCCCAGAGUGCAUCACCAAGAGAAGCCACAAUUCAGGAGAUUCCCCCCGUCAGUAG
Messenger RNA from Ostreobium quekettii, 3822 nucleotides. The record is from the annotation of a GenBank genome assembly. Lineage: Eukaryota; Viridiplantae; Chlorophyta; Ulvophyceae; Bryopsidales; Ostreobiaceae.